This is a messenger RNA of Vicugna pacos (alpaca), 2035 nucleotides long. RefSeq names its product centromere protein B (gene CENPB). Gene Ontology annotation, molecular function: chromatin binding; DNA binding. The record is from RefSeq and is a predicted model, not a curated record. Lineage: Eukaryota; Metazoa; Chordata; Mammalia; Artiodactyla; Camelidae. Gene Ontology annotation, cellular component: nucleus; chromosome, centromeric region.
UCUUGCCCGACCAGGCCGCGGGGCUGUGCGGCAGCGAUGGACGGGCACGCAGGGCCACCCAGCGCCUGAGUGUCCUGCUGUGCGCUAACGCCGACGGCAGCGAGAAGCUGCCCCCACUGGUGGCCGGCAAGUCGGCCAAGCCUCGUGCAGGCCAAGCCGGCCUGCCCUGCGACUACACUGCCAACUCUAAGGGUGGUGUCACCACUCAGGCUCUGGCCAAGUACCUGAAGGCCCUGGACACCCGCAUGGCUGCAGAAUCUCGCCGAGUCCUGCUGUUGGCUGGCCGCCUAGCUGCCCAAUCCCUGGAUACCUCGGGCCUGCGGCAUGUGCAGCUGGCCUUCUUCCCUCCAGGCACCGUGCAGCCGCUGGAGCGGGGAGUGGUCCAACAGGUGAAGGGCCACUACCGCCAGGCUAUGCUGCUCAAGGCCAUGGCCGCGCUAGAGGGCCAGGAUCGCUCAGGCCUGCAGCUGGGCCUCAUGGAGGCCCUGCACUUCGUGGCUGCAGCCUGGCAGGCAGUGGAACCUUCGGACAUAGCUACCUGCUUUCGUGAGGCUGGCUUCGGGGGUGGCCCUAAUGCCACCAUCACUACUGCCCUCAAGAGCGAGGGGGAGGAAGAGGAGGAGGAGGAAGAAGAGGAAGAGGAAGAGGAAGAGGAGGGUGAAGGGGAGGAGGAGGAGGAGGAAGAGGAAGAUGGUGAGGAGGAGGAGGAAGGGGGGGAAGGAGAGGAGCUGGGGGAGGAAGAGGAGGUGGAAGAGGAGGGUGAUGUUGAUGACAGUGAUGAGGAGGAAGAGGAGGAAGGGGAUGAGAGCUCCUCUGAAGGCUUGGAGGCUGAGGACUGGGCCCAGGGAGUCGUGGAGGCUGGUGGCAGCUUCGGGGGCUAUGGUGCCCAGGAGGAGGCCCAGUGCCCUACCCUCCAUUUCCUGGAAGGUGAGGAGGACUCUGAGUCAGACAGUGAGGAAGAGGAAGAAGACGAUGAGGAGGAGGAUGAAGAUGAUGAAGAUGAUGAGGAGGAUGGUGAUGAGGUGCCUGUGCCCAGCUUUGGGGAAGCCAUGGCUUACUUUGCUAUGGUCAAGAGGUACCUCACCUCCUUCCCCAUUGAUGACCGUGUGCAAAGCCACAUCCUCCACUUGGAACAUGAUCUAGUCCACGUGACUAGAAAGAACCACGCCAGGCAGGCAGGAGUUCGGGGUCUUGGACAUCAAAGCUGAGCCACUGGGCCUAGCUGUGCCCCCAACCUGGAUGUGGCAGCUCCAGCCCAGGGCAGAGGACUCUCUGGGGAGCCGCUGUGGGUGGAGCCAGUGUGGGGAGCCCCAGAUCCUGUAGUGAUGUUCUCCUGGCCCUGUGACAGGCCCAGUCACCUGGUAGGGCCUCGGGCUGGCAUCAGCCUCACUGCCUGCUUAUUGCCUCUUUCUCAGAAUCCUCUUUCCUCCCCAUUUGCCCCUGGGCUUGGGGGACCAGGUGGGGAGGGUGGGGAGCUGUCCGGUGCUACCACACCGUGCCAUCAGUGGACUAGGCUACAGUAGCAGCCAGGGAUGAACCCUGGAGGCUCCUGGCCAGAGAGUGCCUCUCCCCUCUGCCAUCCACACCAGGUCUUUGGUGGGGGGGACCCCAAAGCCAUUCUGGGAAGGGCUCCAGAGAAAGGUCCAGCCUAGGCCCCCACAAGGCUGGCAGCCCCCCAUCCCUACCCCUGGGCCGCCUUGAGAAGCACAGUCUAACCACAGGCUCCUGAGCCUGCCUCUGCCUGCUUCCCCACCUCCUCAGUCCCUUUCUCUGGUCCAGUCUAUGUUACUCUGGCCCUUGGUUUUCUUUCCAGAUUGGAGGUUCUCAAGAGGCCCUCCAGAGGAGUGAUUAUGGGCACUUCCCUUGUGGGCAGCUGCAGGCCUCAUGCCUCUCCUCCCUCUCUGGCAGGGCUCUAUCCUGGGCAGGGGACCUGGGGCUGGGCCCAGAGUCCAGCCAUCCAGCUGCUCCUUACCCAGUCUGAAUUCAAUAAAUCCGUCCACCUCCCUUUUGUGGGGGUGGAUGUUUUAACAGCCAA